This is a messenger RNA of Ambispora leptoticha, 345 nucleotides long. The record is from the annotation of a GenBank genome assembly. NCBI's taxonomy places the organism in Eukaryota, Fungi, Glomeromycota, Glomeromycetes, Archaeosporales, Ambisporaceae.
AAUUCAUCUACAAGGCUUGAAGGCAUCAAUAAUAAUAGAACUGACGAUGAAAGUAAUCGCGAGAUGUUAGUUGGUGAUAAUGGUAGUAAUGAGAAAGUAAACAGUUCUCUACCUAAAAGGUUAUUAGAAAAAGAAGUUCUGCAAUGUGUAUAUGAAAAAUGGUUAGAGAAAGUUAGUGAAUUCCAGAUGAUUAUAUGCACAAAAGAAAGACACACCAAAGUAGAGUUAACCGAAGACAGACAAGAAGCACUAGGAAGUUGUGUAGAUACCUCUAAAGAUAAAAAAACAGUGCUUAAAUGGGACUCAAAAUCUGCCAAAGGUCUUGACAAAGCUUGCGAAUCCUGA